Messenger RNA from Andrographis paniculata, 387 nucleotides. RefSeq lists its product as uncharacterized. The coding region runs from base 1 to 387 and encodes 128 amino acids. The transcript has a single exon. The record is from RefSeq and is a predicted model, not a curated record. NCBI's taxonomy places the organism in Eukaryota, Viridiplantae, Streptophyta, Magnoliopsida, Lamiales, Acanthaceae.
AUGAAAGGUAUUAGAAGAUUUGGAAUUAACGGAAAAUUGAGUCCGCGCUAUGUUGGACACUAUGAAAUCCUCGAUCGAGUUAGAAAUUGGGCUUAUCGGUUAGCACUUCCUAAUUGCAUGGAACGAAUUCAUAAUGUGUUCCAUGUAUCACAGCUUCGUAGGUAUGUCGCAGAUCCUUCUCAUAUUUUAUCUCCCGAUGAGUUAGAGCUAAAUGAGGAUCUUUCGUAUGAGGAAGUGCCUCUUUGGAUCAUGGACACAAAGAUUCGAACUAUGAGGAACCGAGAUAUUCGUAUGGUGAAGGUAAUAUGGUCCCGGCAUGGAGUAGAAGAGGCCACGUGGGAAAUAGAACAAGAGAUGUUCAAAGCAUACCCACAUUUGUUUAAUUAA